AUGUCUAACCAGUCAGUUGAUGGUUUUCAGGGUUCUCAACCCUUUAUAUCAGAUAAUGAAUACAAGAGUUUAUCUUUGGAUCAAUUAAGAUAUAUAUUAAACCAGAAGAAAAAAACAAUAAAAGAUAGUUAUAAGGAAUUAAGUGAAAAAGAAAAAAUAAUUCGAGAUAUAAGAAAACUAGAUAAACUUAAUGAAAAAGUAAAACAAGGAAUAGAUAUAAAGAAGAAAUAUAAGAAAAAGAAAGCUACCACCAAAACGGCAGCUCCCUCUAAAAAGAAAAAAAUAAAAACAUUUGAUGAGUAUUUUGAGGAAUGUAUAAAAAAUAAAAAGAUUCCCAAAGAUACUCCAAGUUAUUUACGAGAAGCUCUUGAACGCGCUAUGCGAGAAUAUGACCAAGGUCUUGUAAAAGAAAAAUCAUCUCUUGAAGGUUUUGCAAAUAAGUACACGAUUGAAGGAAUUUUUGGUUUUGAUCCAAUACAGUUUUUUCAACAUUUAAAUGAAACUUUAGUUGAUUUUUUUACUUAUCAUAGAAAUAUAAAAUUUAGGUUACUUUUAGUUUGCAUGAUGGAAAAACAAGAAACAAAUAAAACUACUGGUAUUUUUAACAUAGAAGAAGGAAAGGCUUAUUUUAAUUCACCUACUUUUACUAAUUUAAAAUCAGAUGAUGUUGAAGAAUUAAUUUAUCGAAGUAGAGAAUCUAUUUUAGGCCAAAUGGAAAUGUAUGCAGAAAAAGGAAGUAAUUGGACUUUUAAGGAGGUGGUAAAACUAGAAAUUCAUACCACUGAAUUUAAUCCAACAAAGGGCUCAUCUUACAUUGAUCUUCCAGAUUGGAUAAAAAAUAAAAAAGCAAUUGUUAAUAUUAAAAAUAAAGAUGACAAAUGCUUUCUUUGGUGUAUACUUAGAUAUCUUCAUCCAAAAGAAAGAGAUGAAGAAAGAAUAAAUGAUUUAAAGAAGUAUGAGUUUUCACUUAACACAAAAGGUAUUACUUUUCCAAUGAGUGUAAAUAAUAUCACCCAAUUUGAGAAGCUUAAUCCAGAACUUCCAGGAAUAAAUGUUUUUUCUGAAGAUGAUAAAAAUGAUAUUUAUCCUUUGAGAGAUGCAAAGAGAGAUUGUAAAAAUACUAUUGAUUUAUUUUUGUAUGAAGAAGAUGGUGUCUCACAUUAUACUCUAAUUAAAAAUUUUCAUAGGUUAAUAAGGUCUCAAAAAACUAAAAGUAAGGAUGGUAAAAUAUUUAUUUGUAAGAGAUGUUUUAGUCAUUACACUAAAGAAGAAUUACUAGAAAAACAUAUUAAAUAUUGUUCUAACAAUCAAACAGCACUUAUAAAUAUGCCCAAACCAAAUACAUAUUUAUAUUUCAAAAAUUAUUAUAAACAACUUCCUAUUCCUUUUGUAGUUUAUGCAGAUUUUGAAUGUUUUACUAAACCAAUGAGUACCUGUAGUCCUAAUCCAAAAGAAUCUUAUAAUUACAACUAUCAAAAACACGAGCCAUCGGGAUUUUGUUUUUAUAUCAAAGGUAUUGUUGGUCAAUUUAAACCAAUAAUUUAUACAAAAACAUCUGAAGAUGAAGAUAUAGCAAAAGUAUUUGUGAAAAAAAUUGCAGAAGUAACUAAAGGUAUUUAUAACGAUUUUUAUCGAAGAGCAAAACCUCUUAGACUAACUAGAGCAGAACAAAAAUCAUUUGAUGAAGCAGAAACUUGUCAUAUUUGUAACAAAGAAUUAAGAGAGGAUAAAGUUAGAGAUCAUUGUCAUUUUACAGGUCAGUAUCGUGGAGCAGCACGUAACAGUUGUAAUUUGCAGUGUAAAAAACCAAAAAUAUUACCAGUUAUAUUUCACAAUCUUCAGGGAUAUGAUGCUCAUUUGUUUAUAAAGCAACUUGCUAGAUUAGAGGGUGAUUUAAAUUGUAUUCCAUCUACAGAAGAAAAAUAUAUUUCCUUUUCAAAAAGUAUUAAAGUUGGUGAGUAUUAUUGCUUAAAACUUGGAAAAAUGUGCCCAGUAAAUUUUGAAAUACGAUUUUUAGAUUCAUUUAAGUUUCUUCAAACAUCACUUGCCAAUCUUGUUUCAAAUUUAUCCCCAGAUGACUUUAAUAAUACAAAACAAGUAUUUAAGAGAAAUACAGAACUACUGACUCGUAAGGGAGUUUAUCCUUAUGACUACGUUUCAUCACUUGAAAAACUAUCCGAAACACAAUUACCUCCUAAAGAGGAAUUUUACUCCCGUCUUAAUGAUGAAGAAAUUACGGAUGAUGAUUACCAACAUGCUAUUAAUGUUUGGAAUACUUUUAAAUGUAAAACAAUAAGAGAUUAUCACAAUCUUUAUUUAAAGUCUGAUGUACUACUUCUAGCAGAUGUAUUUGAAAACUUUAUUAACUCUCUACGAAUGUAAAUAGAUAAAACUACAACAAUCAAGUCUGGGGUAAACAGGGAAGGGCUCCGAAGUGAACCCUUCCAUUUAAUAACAUUUGCCCAACUGAGACGGUCAAGAUACAGCAAAUGUACAAAACAGGAAUACAUGGAAAACGUGACAACAACAACAACAAAAAAAAAAGAAAACUAAAAAGGGGGGAAGGGAGGGCAGCGAAGUAACGAUCUGUAAAAGCACAUGGCGAAAGAACUGCGUAGAGCGCAUGACAAAGAAAUAAACUAGUGCCAGUCCUCCCCCCCCCUUCGGCUAGAGUUAAAUACAAAUACAUGCAAUUAUUUUAGACUUAACUCUCUACGAAUGUAAAUAGAUAAAACUACAACAAUCAAGUCUGGGGUAAACAGGGAAGGGCUCCGAAGUGAACCCUUCCAUUUGCCCAAGGGAGGCACGACCUAACCCCAGACAAAAGUCUCCAUGAGGGAAAAAAAAAAAAAAAUCUAAACAAACGAAGCGAGACGCUUAACUGCUAACAUUCUGUCUUUAACUGGGAUGUGGAUAUAAGACCUAUAAGCAUCUGACUGCCAGUCUCCUAAACGCUUAAUCAGUUCUGCAGGGAUUUGAGCUUGAAAAGCCAGAGUAGUCCCGCCCGAGCGAAAACUAUGUCCACUAACUUGAGACGGGUCCAAGUUCGUCUUGGCUGCUACUAGUUUUAGAAGGCAGUCAAACUUUCCAUAAGUCAGAGGAGUCAGGCCCCCCUCCGUGGAUGCUGGGAUGAUAAAGGCUGGGCCCGAUAAAGGUGCUGGUACCAAGCCAAAGGCAUGUCUGAGAGCGGAAUAAGGGCAGAGUGGAUGUGGAGCAAUGCGAGGUAACGGAACAGUUAAAAUGCGCUGACUAAAUUGGAUGGUCUUCGACCAUCGAUUGAUAAUCAUGGCCCAGUCAUUGAAGAAGAGGAUAUCUCCUCGACGCAGGUGUUUGGAUGGGUCAAACUUUGUUGAUCCUUUGGAUAGCAAAUUCGCCUUACGAAGGAGGCCAAAGAACGCUACGAGGCAAACUGCCCAGAAGGUUGCAUGUAAAGGGCUGUCCAAAUGCAAAUGACUCUUGAAGGCUAAUAGGAUCUGGGGUGUAAUCGGCUUCUUUUGGGACACUGUUAACCUUUUACACGCUUGAUUCCUCGAAGUGUAGAUGCCAAUUGAAAAUUGUUUUUGGUUGGGUCAGACAGACCAUGUUCAAGGUGUAGAAUGCGAAUCGCAUUUAAAUAGGCUGGGAUGGAGGAUGCUGAGAGUGACCUUGCUAGAAAAGCUGCAUAGCGAUUAAGGGUUAAUGUUGCUGCUGGGAGAGGUUGGUAGCCGUAGUAUACACAAAAGGAGAGGUAUGAACGCAUUUGACUCAUGUAGGUGGACUUGGUAGUAGGUGCAUAUGAUUGACGCCGGAAAUUGGUGACUUCACGGUCAAGUUGCUGCUGAUCCCUUGGAUCUAAGGAGAGCAAGAGACAAUGGCGACAUGUGAGAUUCGAAGUCAUUUGAUCUAGAGGAUUUGGAGAGCCAUGCUUGGAACGUUGGCCAGUAGUGCACAUCAUUAAGGCGUGAAAUACUAUCUGCUAGAGUGUUGGUUGCUCCUGGAAUGUGCUUGACGAACAAACUGAAGUUGUAAUACUCCUUAAGCCAAAACAGAGAACGAAUCCAGUCCAUGAUCACCAGGCAACAGGUUGAGCCUUUGUUCAGAAUGGCUGCAGCCACCUGACUGUCUGUUUUGACGACUACUCGAUGACCUGACCAGAAAGGUGCCCAACGGUGUGCAGCUAAAACAAUGGUAAAUGUCUCCUUGUAAUUGAUAUGGAGAGAGCAUAGAGAUGGGUAGUCCAAGGCCCAGUUGACGUACAUCCAGUCUGGUGCCCAUAGGCACCCCCCGCCAGACAGGGAGGCAUCAGUAAGCACUGCUGCAGGAAGUUCAGGGAUGGCUGAGGGGAAUAAAGUUUUACAGUUGUGUGCAGGCAGGAGGCGGGUCCACCACAUGAGGUCAGCUCUCGCAUUUAGGUUAAGAUAGACGCGAUGGUGCGGACGUUUAACCGAGUUUGCCAAGGUGAUAAGUCGUCUGAGAAAUGUGCGGCCCCCUCGAACAACACGUGCUGCCCAAUUAAGCUUGCCAAGGAGUCGUUGGAGGUGAAGCUUGGUACAUUUGCUUUUAUAGCUUGUUUCCUUGAGAAGGGAUAACAACUCUGACACACGAUCGUCUGAGAGGCGGAGUUCACACUGAACAGUGUCGAUUUCAACUCCAAGAAAAAUCAGGCACUGGGUAGGGUAGACAACUUUGCUCCAGUUGAUAGUGAAGCCAAGAGACUCUAGCAAGUUGAACAGGGUGUCAAAAGCUACUUUGCACUGAAGUUGGGUUGGUUCGAUGAUAAGGAAGUCAUCAAGAUAUGCCAGCACAGUAUACCCUCUCCGGGCCAUCAUACGACAGAUCCCUUGUGUGAGGCGGUGAAAAACCAUUGGUGAGGCCCUGGCUCCAAAUGGUAGACGCUUAUCAUAGAGGUAGGUGGGGUGUUUUGAGUCGUUGAAGCGCCACGACAUUCCUGUAACUUGCCAGCUAUCGGGGUGUGUUCCAACGCUUCUGUAGGCAUGUUUUAAGUCAACUUUUGCCAACCAACAACCAGGUUGACAGAGAUUUGCUGCAUCAUCAACGGUAACAUACUUGUAGUGUUCUAAAUCCAUAUAUGAGUUAGCAUUCAUCGAUAAUUGGCAUGUUGGUCUUGACUGCGAUAGCAAAGUGGUCUUGUCGGAGACCUUUGAUUAAUUGCGCUUCAAUUUGAUCUUUAGCUCCAGGUCGCAGAGCAGACUUAUUGUUUUGUGUAAAAGCAUGUGAAACCAUUAAAUCAGGCGAGAGGAGCUGAAAUCCAUUUUUAACACCAUCCAAGAUAAAUUCCAAGUCCGGGUCAUUGGUUAGCUCUGUUGCCCAGGUCUCAAAAACUAAGUCUGUGGAGACCUGGGCUGCUUGGGGCUGCUGCUUAAAUUCUGAAAAGGGCCCUGCAUGAAUGGGUAAACUUUCCCCACACUCUGCGGGAAGUGGUGUCCUUAAGACGGGAUUAGUCCCUGCGUUUAACAAUGUGGUCGAGACAUCUCCUGCUAGUUCUGUAGUCAAAAUACUAUUUGGAGGGAGCUCUGCAGUUGAGUGUGGGUUCAGUAUUGGGGGUCUUGAGCAGUAGCAGACUGGUGCUGCCAUUGUGGGUGGGUUCCCAAGCACUGAGGUUUGAUGCAAACAUGAUCAUAUUUACAUGAAGAGGCAAAGCGGCACCCUUCACGCCGUUGGUAAUCAUAGCAAACUUGCUUUCCUGUUGCUGGGUUUAGGACUGGGCGGGACGUUUUGCGAGGAGAUAGCCGCGGCGGUGUGGGAGUUGGAUCUGGUCUGUGGAGAGUUUGGUGGGAGAUGAACUGGCUGUCAGUACCCCAUUUACAGUUUGUCGAAAACUGCAUUCUGCGGUACAAAUCAUCAUAUUGCAUCACUUUCGGUAAGGGGUAACACUUGGCUAGCUCAGAUAUCUUUGAACUGUACAUAAUGUAAUGAAGGAUGUCUUGGGUGGACGAUAGAGACCCAUCUGACAUGAGAGUAUGCAUAAUACGAAAGUUAGCCGCUGACCAUUGUGGGAAUGAGAUUUUGUCAAGAGGCAGGUUCUUUUAUCAAAGACUCAACCUGACUCAGUUCGCGUUUGACUGCUUCGCUCAUCUGUUGAGGUGUUGCCGAUUCUGCCGCCAGGUCAUCCGUGACGAAAUCUUGUAGUUUUUUCGGAGGUUUUGUGCUCCUGCUGCUCUUUCUAGUCGCCAUAGUGUAAACAUCGGCAACAAUGCACCAUAAGAAAACGAUUCAGGAAAAAUAAACGUGAGUUCAGCGAAGUAACGAUCUGUAAAAGCACACGGCGAAAGAACUGCGUAGAGCGCAUGACAAAGUAAUAAACUAGUGCCAGUCCUCCCCCCCCCCUUCGGCUAGAGUUAAAUACAAAUAAAUGCAAUUAUUUUAGACGAAAAACUUGUCUCAAACAUUACAAAUUAGAUCCAGCUCAUUAUUACACAUCCCCUGGUUUAGCUUGGGAUGCAUGUCUAAAAGAAACAGGUCAACAACUACAGUUUCUACAUGAUUAUGAUAUGUUAAUGAUGUUUGAGCGUGGUAUUCGUGGUGGAAUAACUCAUAUAUCAAAAAGAUAUGCAGAAGCAAAUAACAAAUAUAUGAAAAAUUAUAAUCCUAAUAAGGAGUCUAGUUAUAUUCAAUAUCUAGAUGCAAACAAUCUUUACGGUUGGGCAAUGUCUCAAAAUCUUCCUACACAUGGAUUUAAAUGGAUGAGGAAUUUAAUAAAAGAAAAGGUAAUGGAAAUUCUAGAGAAAGCAAAUCAUAGUAUGUCAAAUCUUGGGAGAAAAGGAUAUAUAUUUGAAGUUGAUUUGGAGUAUCCUCCCCACCUAUGGGAAACACAUAAUGACUAUCCCUUAGCACCUGAGAAGAUGAUUGUUAAUGGUGUUGAAAAACUAAUUUGUCAUUUCAAACCCCGAAAAAACUAUGUUGUUCACUAUCGAAAUCUUAGACAAUACCUUGAAAUGGGUAUGAGAAUAACUGCUGUUCAUAGAGGAAUAUCAUUUUAUCAAAGUUCUUGGAUGGAACCAUAUAUAAGAAAGAAUACAGAACUUCGAAAAACAGCAGCCAACAAUUUUGAGAAAGACUUUUUCAAACUAAUGAAUAAUAGCGUUUUUGGUAAAACAAUAGAAAACAUAAGGAAAAGGCAAAAUAUAGAACUUGUUGAUAAUCGUAAGAAAGCUGUCAAACUAACAAGUAGACCAAACUUUGAUAGAGCAACAAUAUUUGAUAAAAAUCUUAUUGCAGUCUAUAUGAAAAAGACUGAAGUGUAUUUCAAUAAACCAGUAUAUGUUGGUCAAGCAAUUUUAGAUUUAUCAAAAACAUUAAUGUUUGAUUUUCACUAUAACUACAUCAAAAAGAAAUAUGGAAACAAAGCUGAGUUAUUGUUUACAGACACGGACAGCCUAAUGUUUCAGAUUUACACAGAUGAUUUUUACAAAGAUAUAUCCCAUGACAUACUAACUAAGUUUGACACUUAUGAUUAUCCUCCUAAUCAUCCAUCUGGAAUACUAACAGGAGUUAACAAAAAAGUGAUAGGGAUGUUUAAAGAUGAAGUAGCAGGAAAACAAAUAACUUGUUUUGUUGGAUUGAGACCCAAACUUUAUAGUUUUAAAAUUGAAGAAGAUAAAGAAGUUCGUAAAUGUAAAGGAAUAAAGAAAAAUGUUAUAAAAAAGAAAUUAGAUUUUGAUGACUAUGUUAAAUGUUUAUUCACAGGAAGAAAAGAAAUGAGAAAGAUGAAAAUUAUAAGAAGUGAAAAACAUGAUAUAUAUUCAAAAGAGGUCAACAAAGUAGCACUAAGUAAUGAAGAUGAUAAACGCGAAUCACUCUUGGGAAAGGUAAAAACUUUAGCUUUAAGGUAA
Messenger RNA from Porites lobata, 7832 nucleotides. The record is from the annotation of a GenBank genome assembly. NCBI's taxonomy places the organism in Eukaryota, Metazoa, Cnidaria, Anthozoa, Scleractinia, Poritidae.